UUUACGAGGAAGCAAUUCCGAUCGACCAAGAAAUUUUACCAAGAGAACAAUGGAAACUAAAAGACUUUAUUGAGAGUUUAAAAAGAAAUAGUGAUAGCCCGUUAAAAAUUACUUUUCUUGCUAAUCCCUACUAUUUUAGCAUGUAUUUUUUGGAUAAUUUUCCUCAUCUCCAAUCUUUACGAAAAGAAGCCGAGGAAUUAAAAAGAAAAGGAGAUAAUAAUGGAGUAAAAGCCGUUAGUCCUGAUAAACAGUGA
Messenger RNA from Racocetra persica, 254 nucleotides. The record is from the annotation of a GenBank genome assembly. Lineage: Eukaryota; Fungi; Glomeromycota; Glomeromycetes; Diversisporales; Gigasporaceae.